This is a messenger RNA of Amaranthus tricolor (Joseph's coat), 966 nucleotides long. Its product is annotated as DNA damage-repair/toleration protein DRT100-like. The transcript is spliced from 6 exons. Gene Ontology annotation, molecular function: protein binding. NCBI's taxonomy places the organism in Eukaryota, Viridiplantae, Streptophyta, Magnoliopsida, Caryophyllales, Amaranthaceae. The coding region runs from base 1 to 966 and encodes 321 amino acids. The record is from RefSeq and is a predicted model, not a curated record.
AUGGGAGGUCAUCUCCGGGUACAGCUGCAGUUUGACAGCCCUAGCGGCAUCCCGCCGCCAUGUGACACAGAAGCGGAGCUCCACCACUCUCGCAAGGGUCGGGAUGUACGGACGCUAGGCUUGGAUAGCAGAAUUGAGUAUGACACGUUCCAAAGACUAGCUUCAUGGGUCCCUAAAACCGACUGUUGUACUAUUUGGGAUGGUGUCGAAUGUGAUCCUUCCACUGGUCGGGUUGUCAAAAUCGUGCAUACGGGCAUUUGGGAUGAAUCGGGUGCUGAGACCGUCAUGUCAGGUACACUCUCACCUUUCCUUGGCAACCUUACCUAUCUUCAAGUCCUUAAUCUUUGCGCCCUUGGAGGGUUAGCUGCUCCUAUCCCAACCGACUUAGGUAAACUAUCCCAACUCAAGAACUUAUACCUUAACCAUAAUAAAAUUUCUGGGUCUAUACCAUUUUCUUUUGGUAAACUUUCCCAAUUGCAAAUUUAUAUCUCCACCACACUAGAAUCAAUGGUUUUGGAUAUAAGUCAUAAUAAGUUGAAAGGUAUUUUACCAAACACUAUAGGAAAUCUGUUCCAAAUCCAAAGAAUUGUGUUAGAGAACAAAAAGAUUAGUGGAAAGCUACCACCAAGUAUUGGCAAACUUAAUCCAUUAUAUGAUAUCUUGUUGUCAAAUGAUCUCUUCUUGGCUAACAAUCGGCUCAUCAGUCCGCUCCCUCCACAACUUACUACUGCAAAAAUAUACAUUCUUGAUUUGUCAUAUAAUCCACUUGGAUUAGCAAAACUACCAAAUUGGAUAUUCAAUCGUACGACGUUUCAUAAUCUUACGUUAGCUGAGGCGGGGAUCAAAGGACAGUUGCCAGAAUCAAUAUUGAUUUCAUAUAUUGCUCACCUCGAUUUAUCAAGUAAUCAACUAACCGGGAAGUUGCCUUCCUGGAUUGGGAGGAUGACAAUUCUAACAGUCCCUUAA